Messenger RNA from Helianthus annuus (common sunflower), 1012 nucleotides. RefSeq lists its product as uncharacterized. The transcript has 4 exons. NCBI's taxonomy places the organism in Eukaryota, Viridiplantae, Streptophyta, Magnoliopsida, Asterales, Asteraceae. The coding region runs from base 192 to 806 and encodes 204 amino acids. The record is from RefSeq and is a predicted model, not a curated record.
AUAUAUAAAUAAAGGCGGUUGUGUUUGUAGACGUGACGGUCUAUGCCAUUACUUCCCGCUUCAAAUCCCUAAUUUCCUGGUAAAUCACUCUUCGUCCCCAAUUCAAUCUCCAUUUUCAUACAUACACUUGAAUCUUCUGCGUUCAACUUCAGUUUCUUCUUAAAGGCCAUUGACGCAAGGCAUCCGAUAAGAUGGUUGAACAAAUGGUUAGCUCUAAUCUCAGCAAGUACGGUCUCGGAAAAUGUGCAAGCAUCAUCACUACAGCUACCACCACAACCACCACCGCCGCCGCUGCCGCUGAAGUGAGAGAUGUGCAAAACGACAAUAAACCUCACAGGUCCUUUGACGAAGAUCAACCCAAGAGUCCUACUACUGGUAAUGUCAAUCGUAAUCUCGUUUAUGCACGUAGGAAAUCCGAAACAGAACUGAGUAACUCAGACAAGAACCGAACAACGCCAUCAGCAUAUCAACCACAAGCAGCAGGUGAUAAAAAGAAGCCUGAUGAAUCUUUUGCACCUAACUCUAUAGCAGCUACUGCUACUACAAUUAGAAGUUUUGAAAACGAGCAAGCGAAGUCUGCAAUGGAGCAUUGGAGUGCAAGAUUUGCUCAGCUGCACAACUACUUGCGCCAAUGUGACGCCUCAAAUCAGGAGGUUUAUCUUCAGAAGCUCCGAUCGUUUUCUCCUGAUGAGUGUAACAGACAUGCAGUUGAACUCGAGAGGCGUGCCAUUCAACUAACCAUGCAAGAAGGGACAGAAAUACAGAGGGUGAAGGAGUUAAAUGUGCUUCUUCAAUUCGGGCACUGACUCCGGUAGGAGAAUUGAGAUUCUAUUCUGGUGAAUGUUUAAUUAAAAGAUGCUGCUCAUGUGAUUAUCGGCUCUCGGUGCUCGGCCUGUAUGGUUAGGGACAUGUGUAACUAACUAUUUAUUGAACCAUCCAACUACAACUGUAUUGAUGAAUAUUUGUUGCAACUUUCUGACCCUGAUCACUAGUCUGAAUUAUCUUUAUUCAA